ACGACCAUAACCUCGGAACGCGAGGACGCGCGGUUAACUGUUUGUCCGAUGAACACUUGCGAGUGGAACAUCAAAUGCACCGUAGUAUAGUUGACGGAAUUUACAGAAUUUGACGUUCAGGACAUCUCUCAGUCAACAUCGACUAAAACGAAGACGCAAGGCGAGCCGGCUGUUGCAUCAAAAGUCAACGAGACCUCUCACCGUCCCACCCUCAUUAAACUUUGGAAAACGAGGGUCUCCUUCAAACUCUGAACCCAGCCGGCACAUCAUAAAGUGAAACACGGACACCACACAGCCCACGGCUCCACACUUGCCUACGGUUGCCCCCCCCCCCCCCCCCCAGCCAAGCAAGGAAGCUUCAAGUCCAGGCAGUUACCGCCCUAGUGCUCUUACAAGCUGCAUAGUGCAUCGAAGAGCAGAGGGUUGGAAGACGGUGGUGAAGGCAAAAGUGGACCAGCUGUAGUAUGUCGAAAACCGAAAAAGUUUACAGAUAUGGAGAGCGCGGUUCCGGUACCAAGACAAAGAGUGGGAGACCUCAAUAUUACGAGAAGAUCCUGCGUAAGUGCUUGGACGGAAAGAGGCUCUUCGAGGACCCUCAGUUUCCCUGCCAAGAUUCCAGCAUCUGCAUUGAGAAGCACGAAGGAGAGAUUGUUUGGAAGAGGCCCCAUGACAUUGUGGAGGAGCCACAGUUCUUCGUGGAGGGCAUCAGCAAGGACGAUGUUCGCCAAAUGAACGUUGGUAACUGCUGGUUCGUUGCCGCACUGGCGUCACUGACGCAGCGCAAGGGGUUGUUCGACCGUGUUGUGCCUCGGGGCCAGAGCUUUGAAGAGGGCUUGUAUGCGGGCGUGUUUCACUUUGUUUUCUGGAAGGACAACCGUUGGGUGGACGUCGUCAUUGACGAUAGGCUGCCGAUGUUGAACGGAGGAGAAGGCUACCUGAGUAUCAAGUCCGGCGACGACAAUGAGUUCUGGAGCUCCUUGGUGGAGAAGGCGUAUGCCAAGUUAAACGGAUCGUAUGGAGCAUUGGAAGGAGGCACAGGCACGGAAGCACUGACAGAUUUCACCGGUGGAAUCCCUGAACAGAUCCUUGCGAUUCCGCUACCCAAGAACACCUGGCGCAUCAUGAAGAGAGCCUUCGAAAGAAAGUCCAUAAUGACAGCCUCCUUCGUGAAACAGGCAGGAGGAGAUGACGAUGACCAGGUCACAGAAGGUGGAGAGGUCACAGAAAUUGAACAGGAUGACGGUCUUUUCGCUAAUCACGAGUACAGCGUCACAGGCGUAACUCAGUUCAGAUUAGAAGACACAGAAGAGUUAGUGAGACUGGUUCGCCUUCGCAACCCAUGGGGUCAAAGUGAAUAUACUGGGCCCUGGAGCGACGUUUCGGAGGAGUGGAAUAAAGUUUCACCGGCCAAGCUUGAGGAAUUGGGCGUAACUGUCCGAGACGACGGAGAGUUCUGGAUUGAAACGGAAUAUUUCCUGAAGCGCUUUAUGAUGGUGGACAUGUGUCACCUGAAGCCCGGAUGUGUCGAGAGAGACCCUCACACAAAGCGUUGGGAAACAGCAACCUUCGAAGGAAGCUGGGUGACAGGAGUCAGCGCGGGAGGGUCCGACAUCGAAAACGACAAAUACGGCACUAACCCUCAGUACCUGGUAACUCUUCGAGAGCCCGACAGUGAAGACCAGGAUGGAGAAUGUUCUAUGCUGGUGUCCCUGAGACAAAAGACCGAGCGAGGAGAAAGUUGGACACCCAUCGGAUUUGCUAUUUAUGAGGUAGAAGACCCAGAAUCUUGUGAGAAACCUCUACCUGUUGAGUACCUGCGUGACCAUACCUCCGUCGAGGUGGUCGAACUUGGGCCAUGUCGAGACUUGACCAAGCGGCUUCGCGUUUUGCCGGCGACAUACUGCAUUGUGCCAUACACGGAAGAUGCUGACACCGACUGUGAUUUCCUGUUGCGUGUGUUCACUGAACAAAAGAGCGAGUCCAGAGAAUGUGAUGGUAAUAAUGCAUGCGUUCCUCAGCCAUUGGAAACCCAAGAAGAAGGCAACACAGAGGAGGAAGAAAUCCCGGAGUAUGUCAUUGAGAUCAGAAAAGAAAUUGUAGGCGAGAAGGAAGCAGCGAGUCCGGGUGAUCUUCGCCUGAUGCUAAACAAAAUCUUCGAAGAAGAGGGCCUACAGGUAGACUUUCCCCUGGAUGUGUGUCGAACGAUGGUGGCUCUUUUCGACAAAAACUUGACAGGGCAUCUGGACGAGAACGAAUUUGCGGCGCUCUACGUGUAUCUCAAGAAAUGUCAGCGAGCAUAUCAGAGGUACGACGAAAGCUGCACUGGUUUCUUGACCACCUACCAGCUGAGGAACGCUCUACGACUAGCAGGUUGUUACGUUAACUUGCACGUGCUCAAGGCCCUCGUAAUGCGCUACGGUCGCCGUAACCGGACCCGCUUUGUGGAUUUCAUGGCCUGCGCUGUAAAGGUCGCUUGCAUGGAAGAAAUUUAUUCCGAACAUGCGGACGAAGACGGCAACGUCGUGCUUUCAUUGAAUGAGUGGAUGAAGGCGACCAUGUACUGCUGAAUGACUGCUGCCAAGAGGACACGUUGCUUCGAAGCUCGAACAUGGAGAGUUAGGUCUUUUAUAACGUCCCUAAUCUGUAUUCAUAACAACAAAUAGUAAUUCCUGUCCGUUCUCUCUGAGAAAGUUCAAGAGAAUGUGUAUUUUCACUUAAAAUCGACAACGAACUCUAAUGCUGGGGUCAAAGGAGUAACAGCACACGACACAAGACACGCACUGACAAUUACCCUGUCUCGUUGUCUAGCCCUCUGUUGUUUGUCCUUUGAUCUCUGGUCUGGAUGUUAAAGGAGUUCUGCACAGAGAGACCAAAACUUUUCUAAUGUUGGGUGUAUAAUACUUGAACUCAAAUCUCGCCCGCCACUAUUGGUUUCUGUGGAUGUUACAGAACACUGGUAAUUAACUGCGUUUAACUGUUCGGUUUCGGUUUCGCCGUUUUAAAAGAAGCGCCAUUUUCGUGUGUAAUACGACGUCGCACCUCCAUGCCAGCCGUCAGGCGUGCGCCUUUCCGAAGUGGGGGUAUAGUCGGUUUCAUCCAAAGUGAGCCGGACUGCAAGGUCAUUUCGCAGGAGAAUGCAGCUAGUCGAAGUCGCAGCGGAGCCAAAUAGCCGGUUGUGGCCGAAUGCGAAGACGCGAAGGCGGCAGCUUCCGUUCGUGCGGAACAGGUUGCCAACAGCGGAGAGCCAGCAAGUUUUUACAUACUUGGGAAUGUUUUACGAAUAUGUUUCCGUCUACUAACUAACUACUAACUUUAUAGGGUCAUUCUCCUACGGGGACUUUAUGAGAUGCAUGAAACAGCAGCAGUGUUUUUCGGACUGUGCUGAACACCUUAAAUCAAUUUUUGGCAGUAAUCACCUAACCUGUAUAAAACAGCGCAAUUUCAAAUGCUUGUUUUUAAUCCUAUAUUGAUACCUUGUUCUCUUUUCUUCAAUCUCUAUAUGUUCGAAAAACGCUUUAGUUUAGUUAAAUAGUUCCUGGAAAGGGGGGCCGAAUAAGUUUCCUACGCUGGGCCUUGCUUCCUGUGCACUGCGACAAACGAUAUAAUCGUGUGCGCCCCUUGGCAUGAGGCUCACUAGAUGCUACGAGACAAGCCCAUUAUAAAAUAAAAAAUAAAACAGAUGAAUAAAGAAAAUCAACAGCUGUAUUUGUUAUCCUCCAUACGUUUUUUGUAUGCUUACACAGCAAUAAACGAAGCAUAAGAUGGA
Messenger RNA from Ornithodoros turicata, 3766 nucleotides. Its product is annotated as calpain-A-like. Gene Ontology annotation, cellular component: cytoplasm. Gene Ontology annotation, biological process: proteolysis. The coding region runs from base 465 to 2567 and encodes 700 amino acids. The record is from RefSeq and is a predicted model, not a curated record. NCBI's taxonomy places the organism in Eukaryota, Metazoa, Arthropoda, Arachnida, Ixodida, Argasidae. The transcript is spliced from 21 exons. Gene Ontology annotation, molecular function: calcium-dependent cysteine-type endopeptidase activity; calcium ion binding.